This is a messenger RNA of Serendipita indica DSM 11827, 2604 nucleotides long. NCBI's taxonomy places the organism in Eukaryota, Fungi, Basidiomycota, Agaricomycetes, Sebacinales, Serendipitaceae. The record is from the annotation of a GenBank genome assembly.
AUGGAUAUGAUGCCGACACCCGCAGUCGGGAAUGCGUAUCCACUCAGCGAUCAGUCGACACGUUGGUGGGUUAGCCAAUGCGCUAGCAAGGAUACGGAAAGAUGCUCCUCAGGGGGUAUCAUUCUCAAGCGGGCUCUUGUUAUCUGUCACAAUCAGAGCCUGGAAUCAAAGGGUGACCUCCGGGAUAUUCUAGUAUCCACGCAUGCAGUCUUAUUCUUUGGGACUCCACACUUCGGCGUCGAAAGUACGACUUUCCUCGAGGGUAUCAAUCGCGUAUUGUCGUUGUACAUGGAAACGACAGACGCUAUUCUCAAAGAUCUUCAAUCUCAUUCGCCAGAGCUCGAGAACAUUCAGAAAGACUGGGUCGCGGCGAGCGAAAAGAUCAGCAGCACCGUCCCGCAUCAAUCGGCUGUCAUCGCCGGUGACCGCAAUGCAACGACGAUUGUUCUCCAUACGGAUCACCGCAAUCUGGUUCGGUUCUCAUCCAAGGAGAACGACGACUACAAGACGGUGCACUUUUAUCUCAAAGACUACGUCAACACUGCGCCUGAAGCAAUACGUGAGAAAUGGGUACGAGAAGAUGAUUUCCGCAACAUAGCAAGGGGCGAACCCACCUCGGAAAGAGCCAUCGUACAGUCAAAGGCGAUCCUUGACAAUUUGGACAAAACUGCUAUACUUCAGCUUCCACUGGUGUCAUUUGUUCAAUCCUCGGUCCACAACACCUGUCUUGAAGGAACGCGUAAGGCGGUACUUCAGACCAUUUGCGACUGGGCCGAUGACAAUUUGGCAAAGCCCAUAUUCUGGCUAUGCGACAUUCCUGGAUCCGGUAAAUCCACCGUUGCAAUGACCGCGAUGGAGUCAUGGCAAAAGGGGGGGAAACUAGGCGGUCGAUUCUUUUUCUCCAUCGCAAGCAACGAUGCAUCUACGACCGAGAAACUCUGCUCGAUGUUAGCAAGAGACCUGGUUCAGUACAUCCCCGAGCUUACUUCGCAUGUUUCUCAGGCUGUGGUGCGAAAUCCCUCUAUCAUGGGAAGCUCCUUCAACGAACAGUUUCAAGUACUCGUCGCUGGACCCAUCCAACACCAGCAAGGACGUGUAAUUCUCGUCAUCGAUGCGGUAGACGAAUGCAAAUCUGGACCACAGCGUAGACAACUUCUCAAUACUCUGUCUACUGCAGUCCAAGAAUGCAAGAAUCUCAGGAUAUUCAUGACGAGUCGCCCAGACCCUGUCAUCGAAGCUGUAUUGGGGCCCCUCUCGAUCAAAUCCAAGAUGGAGGACCGCCUCCACAAUGUCAGCCAUGGUGAUAACAUUGACGAUAUCGCACUCUACAUACAUCAGUCGUUGAAUCAAGUCCUCUCAGAGGACAAGAGACAGCGACUGGUUGGAAAAGCCAAUGGGCUGUUCAUUUGGGCAAGCACUGCAUGCAGGAUGCUCAACAACGAAACCAACCUGAACGCGCCGGAGGAUAUAUAUGAUCGGCUGAUUUCCUUAGAGGAACCUGGAGCUAUAGAUGAGGUAUAUGACCUCGUCUUCGAGCGUACAGACAAGGAAUCCUACACAGUCCUGUGUCACAUGCUCGCUUUACUUCUUGUGGCGUUUGAGCCACUCACGAUGAACGACAUGGAGGACCUUGUAGCACGUCGGAGAAGCGUACUCAGUCUGGAAACGGGUACAAAUCUGAUCCAGUUCCGUCAUCCAACUCUUGUUGAGUAUCUCCGACGGCGCUCUGUCCCCCCGACUGCUGCAUCUUGGUGUGUUAGAUGCCUCAAGUCACGAACUGAGGGCCUCAAAUUCAACAUCUGUCGAAUCGAGACAUCUUUCUAUCUCAACAGACAGAUCUCGGACCUGGAGGUAAGAGUAUCGAAAUUCAUUCCAAGAAGACUUCGAUAUGCAAGCUCCAAUUGGUUGUUCCAUGUGUCGGGAACGGACGACAGCAGGCGACGCACGCUUGAAAACGAAUUUCGUGACAUUAUUCAGAGUCCAUACGUACUGUACUGGAUGGAGGUUCUGAGCUUGACUAGAGGCGUGCCACGAGCAACCGCCGGUCUGCGAGCUCUUGGGUAUCAUGUUGGACUCCAAGAGAGAACUAAAAGCCGGAUUAGCGAUAUACGAAGGUGCUUGAUAGCGUUUUCGGUGCCAAUUCAGGACAGCGCCCCACAUGUCUACAUCUCAGCGCUUCCGUUUACACCAAGGAGCUCGAUUCUACGCAAUGAAAGUCUAAGCGAGUAUAGUGGGGCCUUGAGUGUGACUCGAGGGCUCGAGGAUGCAUAUCCUGGGCUCCCAAGAGUUCUUCGAGGACACGAAGGCAGUGUCAACGCCAUCGCAUUUUCUCCAGAUGGCUCGCGAGUUGUUUCCUGUUCUGACGACCAGACGAUUCGACUUUGGUAUGCAGAUACGGGUGAGCAGGUGGGAAGGCCACUCCGAGGCCAUAGCGACUUGGUCAGGGCCGUCGCAUUCUCGCCAGACGGUUCACAAGUCGUCUCUGGAUCUGAAGACGAUACAAUUCGACUUUGGGACGCAAACACGGGUGAGCAGGUGGGAGAGUCACUCCGAGGUCAUAGCGACUCGGUAUUCGCCGUCGCAUUCUCGCCAGGCGGCUCAUGA